GGCGACGCGGGCGACCGGGCCGUUCCACCGAGUCUCUCCCCGCAGUGUUCGAGCAGUACCAGAAAGCCCGGACCCAGUUCGUGCAGAUGGUGGCGGAGUUGGCGACAAGACCCCAAAACAUCGAGACGCUGCAGAACGCGGGUGUAAUGUCUUUGCUGAGGCCUCUUCUUCUGGAUGUGGUCCCGACAAUUCAACAGACUGCUGCUUUGGCUCUUGGGAGGCUAGCCAAUUAUAAUGAAGACUUAGCAGAAGCAGUUGUGAAGGGUGACAUUCUUCCACAGCUUGUUUAUUCAUUAGCAGAACAAAAUCGUUUUUACAAGAAAGCUGCUGCCUUUGUGUUACGCGCAGUUGGUAAACACUCUCCUCAGCUUGCUCAGGCAAUAGUUGAUUGUGGAGCACUGGAUACGCUGGUGAUAUGUUUGGAAGAUUUUGACCCUGGAGUCAAGGAGGCUGCAGCCUGGGCACUUGGAUAUAUUGCAAGACAUAAUGCAGAACUGUCACAAGCUGUGGUGGAUGCGGGAGCUGUUCCUCUUUUAGUACUUUGUAUCCAGGAGCCAGAAAUUGCUUUGAAAAGGAUUGCUGCUUCGGCCCUCAGUGAUAUUUCAAAGCAUUCUCCAGAGUUAGCACAGACAGUAGUGGAUGCAGGAGCUAUUGCUCACUUAGCCCAGAUGAUCCUCAACCCUGAUGCUAAAUUGAAGUGCCAGGUUCUUCUGGCUCUCAGUCAGGUUGCAAAACAUUCUGUGGACCUGGCAGAAAUGGUCGUUGAAGCCGAGAUUUUUCCAGUUGUACUUACCUGUCUGAAGGACAAAGAUGAAUAUGUGAAGAAAAAUGCUUCUACUUUAAUUAGAGAGAUUGCUAAACAUACACCUGAGCUUUCACAGCUGAUAGUUAAUGCAGGAGGAGUUGCUGCUGUGAUUGAUUGUAUCGGGUCCUGCAAAGGGAAUAUAAGGCUGCCCGGCAUCAUGAUGCUUGGUUAUGUGGCGGCCCAUUCUGAGAACCUCGCAAUGGCAGUGAUCAUUUCCAAGGGUGUACCCCAGUUGUCAGUCUGCUUGUCAGAAGAACCAGAAGAUCAUAUUAAGGCUGCUGCUGCUUGGGCCUUAGGACAGUUAGGGAGACACACUCCUGAACAUGCAAGGGCUGUUGCAGUCGCAAAUACUUUGCCAGUUCUUCUUUCUUUGUAUAUGUCACCAGAAAGCUCUGAGGAUCUUCAAGUAAAAAGUAAAAAAGCCAUAAAGAGUAUUCUACAAAAAUGCACCUACCUACCAGCCCUUGAACCAUUUCUGUAUGAUGCUCCCCCCAAUAUUCUGAAGCAUGUGGUUGGACAGUUCAGUAAGGUGCUGCCGCAUGAUAGCAAAGCUCGACGUCUUUUUGUAACCAGUGGUGGCCUUAAAAAGGUUCAAGAGAUAAAAGCUGAACCUGGUUCUCUCCUUCAGGAAUACAUCAACAGCAUCAACAACUGUUAUCCAGAGGAAGUAGUAAGUAAAUUCUUUCCAGAAUAUGAGUUUAUGUACUUUGGGGAAGUUUAUGAGAACUUUUUGACCAAAAGUGUUCCUCCAAUAAGUAUUGCUCCCCUGGAUAUUCAGACACACUUCUGCAGAGAGUGGACAACUAUCAACCACUUACUAACUAAGCAAAGUUAUAUUUUUUACUCAAAUUCGCAGCUGAGUAGUUAUGAAUAACAGUUUAUUGAAGCUCUUUCUAAAUAUUUGAACUAAGCACAUUUCAGAUUUAUUCAGUAUGAAAUACAUUUAGAUAAUGUUUUCUAAAUUUAUGUAGUACUUUAAGAAUUAGUAGCUUGAAUAUAUGAGGACUUAUUCAGUCGUUUGCAUGCAUAGAAUUUGUUCUAAAGGUAGAUUUUUUAAAAGACAUGGAAGGGUUUUAAGAUAUUUGUUCUUGUUCUAUUAAAACUACACACACGUACACAGAAGCAUGUGCACACACACACUCAUGCACAUACACAUCUCCAACUAGAUAAUAAAUAAGAGAUGGUAUUCAAAAACCCUUGGUUAUUUUUGGAUAAUUCCUUUCAGGCACAGGCAAGGAAAACUGGCUAUGCCAAUUAUACAGUAGGAUACAGAAGAGACAUAGUUGAAAGAGGAAACUGAUGACAGACAUACAAGGCAUUUUCAAAAGAUCCUGAUGCUGGUUACAUAAGUAUAUUAAACUAACAACAGAUUCCAUGAGUUACCUGCCAGUUUCCCUAAGAAUUUAGGAAAGCACUCAUCUUAAUCACAAGUUUUCAAAGCUGUCUUCUCACCCUCUCUAAAGUUUUCCUUACCUUUCACAGGGCUAUAGAGGGUAGAAGUCAGUGCUCCUACAGGCAUGCCUUCCCUCUCAUUGAAAGGUUUCUUAGUCAAGCUCUGUUCAUGAAUAAACAAACAAGCAAGCAUGUAAAAUGGGUCCUCAAUAUUUCCUUGCUUUAGCUUCACUUUCCCAAGUUUCAAAAGUUACAUUUUCAAGGACUUAAGGAAUAAUUUGAAGAGAGUACCAUCAGACUCAGAUUUUAUAUACAUUUUCACUUAAGAAGCUAUAAAGGUGUGAAAGAGGUUUUCAAUAAAAUUUUAAAUAAAAA
This is a messenger RNA of Carlito syrichta (Philippine tarsier), 2572 nucleotides long. RefSeq names its product sperm associated antigen 6 (gene SPAG6). Gene Ontology annotation, molecular function: microtubule binding. The transcript has 11 exons. Bases 87 to 1679 code for a protein of 530 amino acids. The record is from RefSeq and is a predicted model, not a curated record. NCBI's taxonomy places the organism in Eukaryota, Metazoa, Chordata, Mammalia, Primates, Tarsiidae. Gene Ontology annotation, cellular component: axoneme; microtubule cytoskeleton; sperm principal piece. Gene Ontology annotation, biological process: epithelial cilium movement involved in extracellular fluid movement; filopodium assembly; sperm axoneme assembly.